AUGAGGGCCACACUCGGUCGGGCCGCAGCACGGCGCUGGUUUGGCGUGCUCGUCUUGACUUUGAUGUGGUUGUUGGAUGCACCCACCGCAGCUCCGGUCGGCGCAGAUGCGUGGUGUGUGCCCCCGGAGCCGGGACCUCUAUCUGUUGGGGCAUCAAUGUGUCGCCAACACUACGCCUGGAUUCGGCGUCCGGCGCAAUUGGCCAACACCCAGGGUCGCGGCUCCCCCAAGGCUCAAUUUUGGUGUGUGGUAUCACGACGCCACCGGUUUGUGUACCACUACAUCCCCCUCAACGGGGGCAGUACCAUCAAUCACAUUAUGCGUCUCUCAAUCGGAGGUCUCCUGCCAGACCACGAUCCAGCUGAUAAAUUGCCCGAGGUGCAGGACCAGGCCUUUAGCCGCCUGGGCGAGGAUGCCCUCCAGCUCUUUUAUCAUUGCCAGCUUCAUGAAGACACGGCCAACUUUCUCCACUUUGCGUUUGUCCGUGACCCCCUUGACCGGUUACACAGCAUGCAGCAUCUGGGUCUCUUCUGGCGCACAAACGCAGGACACGGGUUCGCCAGGGACGCCCCCUCACUCAUGGAACUGGCUCGCAGCCGCGAUCUACCAGCCACCUUCAGGGACAGCACCGUCAUGGGCUUGGACCACGCAGUCCAUCAGCACGAUAUGCUCGUGACCGCCGACAACCGCUUUGCGGUCGAUUUUAUCGGUGAUCUGGCCUACCUGCCCGAGAUCAUGACCGAAGCCUUAAUCCCAGCGCUGCAGGAACAUAGCCCGUACGGCCAAACGGAUGCCCACCUCUUUGAUCGCAUGCGUGCAUACUUUGCAAAGCGUCCCCGUCUCAACGAGCUCCGCAAAGGGGCCAAGGCGCACCCUGAUGAGCUGCGCAGCGCGAGGUGCCUCAUCUUGGCCAAUCCAGCAUUUCAACCAGACUAUAAACUCUUUUAUGUGACGCGUGAUGCCAGUAACGGGACGCUACAGGUCUGCAACUAG
This is a messenger RNA of Monosiga brevicollis MX1, 993 nucleotides long. RefSeq lists its product as uncharacterized. The coding region runs from base 1 to 993 and encodes 330 amino acids. NCBI's taxonomy places the organism in Eukaryota, Choanoflagellata, Craspedida, Salpingoecidae. The transcript has a single exon. Gene Ontology annotation, molecular function: sulfotransferase activity. Gene Ontology annotation, cellular component: membrane. The record is from RefSeq and is a predicted model, not a curated record.